This is a messenger RNA of Anoplophora glabripennis (Asian longhorned beetle), 666 nucleotides long. RefSeq names its product probable cytochrome P450 6a13. NCBI's taxonomy places the organism in Eukaryota, Metazoa, Arthropoda, Insecta, Coleoptera, Cerambycidae. Gene Ontology annotation, molecular function: iron ion binding; heme binding; oxidoreductase activity, acting on paired donors, with incorporation or reduction of molecular oxygen. The record is from RefSeq and is a predicted model, not a curated record. Bases 1 to 666 code for a protein of 221 amino acids. The transcript is spliced from 4 exons.
AUGCAAAAAUGUAUAGAAAACAGUAACACCCUGACCAUGCCAGAGAUAAUAGCGCAAAGCUUCGUCUUUUUCGUCGCUGGAUUCGAGACCAGCUCCACUACCAUGACCUUUGCCCUGUUUGAAUUGGCGAGGAACCCCGACAUCCAGGACAAAGUAAGGGAAGAAAUCCGCACAGUCCUCGCGAAACACGACAACAAAAUCACUUACGAUUCGAUCAAUGAGUUAGUUUACAUGAGACAAGUCAUCGACGAGACCCUCAGGAUGUACGCUCCCAUCCCACUUUUGACAAGAGAAAGUGCCGAAGACUACAAAAUACCUGGUCAAGAUUUUAUCUUAGAAAAAGGCACCAUCGUCUUCAUACCUGCAACAGGUAUACACUACGACGAAGACCACUACGAGAAUCCCAAAGUUUUUGACCCCGACAGGUUCAGUGCGGAGAACAAGAAGGCCAGGCAUCCGUACGCCCAUCUGCCGUUUGGGGAAGGUCCCAGAGUAUGUAUUGGUGAAAGAUUUGGAAUUCUACAAACAAAAGUCGGACUAACAUCCACUUUGAAGGACUUUAAAGUUACCCUAAGCGAGAAAACCAAACUGCCUUUAAAAAUGAAUCCGCAUGAAAAGGUUACCUCGACGAUUGGAGGUAUUUGGUUGAAGUUCGAAAAAGGUUAA